UAAAGCUUGCGUACCUUUUUACGACCCUUGCGGAUGAUGUAAUGGACAAGGAACAAAGUGUUGCAUUGUUUAAGGUUCCGGAGUGCAUACUGUCACCAGACCUGGCCGACCGAUCUAGCCACAACUGCCCAAAAACCUCCUAUUUAAGGGACGCUUCUGGUGUUACGGUGGACAUUACAUCUUUCGUACGCAAAUCAGAUAACAUCCCGUCCAUUCAAGAUGAGAUCCGCGGUGAGUGUUUUGCUUGUUGUGCUAGGCGCUGCAGCUUUGUGCCAGGGCACGACAACCGAUCGCGAGGAUAUUGCAGACUCUAAGGAUUCUUCGCUGGCGCGAUUCCUGCAACCCCUGGAGGCUAGGCUGCGUGACGAUCAAAGUGUUCCGGAGCGUCGUUCCCGGGAAUUGAGUUACUUAGGCUCAGGUUACAGCUAUCACCCGUACGCUGGACAUCAUAACCCACUGUACAGUCCGUACAGUCAGCAGGGCCUGUACAAUCCGUACAGCUUCGGUGGUCUGAACGGAUACGGUGGUGCAGGUGUGGCUGGAUUUGGCACGGCGGGUGGCUACGGAGGUCUUGCUGCUGGUGUAGGCAAUGGUGCAUACUUUGGGUCGGGUGCCGGAGUUGCCGGAUAUCCUGGCGCUGGAGUACAACAGUUCGGCUAUAAUGGGCUGGUAGGUGGUCAGGGUGUUGGCAGCUACCCGUACACUGGAGGAUGGAAUGCGGGCGUGGGCCAGACUCCAUACGCCAGCUACGGUAGCCAACUGGGAGGAUACUACAAUCGAGGGCUGUACGUUUGAAGAAGAAUGCUGCCGAUUUCGAGAUGGAUGGAUGAGAUGACUGAUAAUAAACAUGAACGUUAGCAUAUUGCUUGUUGA
Messenger RNA from Anopheles coluzzii, 873 nucleotides. RefSeq lists its product as uncharacterized. Lineage: Eukaryota; Metazoa; Arthropoda; Insecta; Diptera; Culicidae. The transcript has 2 exons. Bases 220 to 795 code for a protein of 191 amino acids. The record is from RefSeq and is a predicted model, not a curated record.